UUAAGCACACUUAGCCGAGCAGAAUUUAUUUUGCCAUCUCCAAUUGUUUGUGACGCACGUUAUCCUCUUUAUUUCGCGCGUAUGGGAGUGUGUUUGUACCGAUUUUCUUGUUAUUAUUUCAUUGUAAUUUAUUUUGAUUAAUUAUAAUAACCGUAUACAAUGAAAUUGAAAAAAUCAUCUCCGAAGAAAAGAAAAAUGCACUUUAAAGGAUUAAAAAUGUUAUGUGACUUCGAAGAGGAUUCCUCUUCAUCGGGUGGUGAAUCAACACCAAGAAAAAAGGCAUCUAACACCCAAUUAACUCAACACAACCCAUCGCUUCUAUCCUCUCUAAGAAGUGUUCUGAUCGUUAUCAGUUCAGCUUUGAUAUGUUUUGCCGCAGCUAGAAACACCAUAACAUGGCAUUGUCAAAAAUUUUGGGGUGCUUCCGGUGAUUUUUGGCAAGCACAAUGGGAUAAAUUUUUGAACGCAAUAGGAGAGGAUCCUUUUACUUUAUGGGUUUAUGGAACUCUUUUUUUAAUAGCUGGAGUUUAUUGGAUUUUCGGUGGAAUUUACACCCUUUUAGACAUCACCAAUAAACCCGAUUGUUUGCGGAAAUAUAAAAUUCAACCCGGUACAAACGAACCGGUUGAUAAUAAGCGUCUAUUAAACGUAAUGUGGUGCGUUUUGGUUAACCAAUUUAUCGUUGGACCUCCAAUAGCUUAUCUUAUGUACCAUUUAAUGCAAUGGAGAGGACAUCCACCGUUAAGGGAACUCCCAACGUUUCAUUGGGUUUUAUAUGAAUUGGGGAUUCACAUUUUGCUGGAAGAAAUUGGAUUUUAUUAUUCACACCGUGUUCUUCACAGCAAAUAUCUUUAUAAAUACAUUCACAAACAACACCAUGAAUGGACAGCUCCCAUUGCAGUUACAGCCAUGUAUUGUCAUCCUUUAGAGCAUGUAUUUUCGAAUUUGUUACCACCGUUUUUGGGGGUUUUUGUUAUGGGUUCUCAUGUUGCCACAGCUUGGUUAUGGUUCUCUUUAGCUAUUUUAUCAACUUUAAACGCACACUCUGGGUAUCAUUUACCAUUCUUUCCAUCACCAGAAGCACACGAUUUUCAUCAUUUAAAAUUUAAUAAUUGUUUCGGUGUUUUGGGUCUUCUCGAUCGUGUACAUGGAACCGACACAAGUUUCAGGUCAACAAGAGCUUAUCAAAGACACAUAAUGAUGCUGAGCUUUGUACCACCAAGAGAAGCUUAUCCAGAUAUGAAUCAAUGCAAGCACAAAAUGGGGAAAUAACGUCUUUAAACGCACGUUAAUUAAUUUAAGGAGGGUAAAGUUCUUUAAUGGGACUUAUUAAUAUUGACCAAAAAAAAUAUUAUUCAUUAAGACAAAAAAAAAUAAAUAAAUAAACGUGUUUGUCAUCUAAGGAAGUAGUAAUUCUUAUAAGUAGAUCACCAAAACAAUUUUUAAUACGCUGUUAUAUUUCGAUUUAUUCUUUUUACAUUUCGCUUUUUUACGAAACGUAAAAAAAAUCUAAACACUAUAAUAUAAACUGAUAAAGUACUUUACUUUAAAGUCCUGCUUUAUGACCAGGAUUUAAUUUAGAGGAAAGGUGGUAAAUUGGUGAGAUGGCGAAAAGUGAUGAUUUAAAAAAAAUUUGAAGAGAAGAAAUUUAAGAAAAAAAUGCGUUGUGAUUUCAGCUGUGAAUAAAAAAAAAUAAUUAUAAAUGUGAAGGUUGAUAAGAUUGGAGAGGAAUAUAAUUUUAUAUGUAAAAAAUGGAUACUUUUAUGUAUAUUAAGAGAAAUAUGUAUUGUGAACUCUUAAGCAAUAAAAUAUAAGUAAUUAUUUCA
Molecule: messenger RNA, 1826 nt
Organism: Onthophagus taurus
Lineage: Eukaryota; Metazoa; Arthropoda; Insecta; Coleoptera; Scarabaeidae
Product: fatty acid hydroxylase domain-containing protein 2
Biological process (GO): lipid biosynthetic process
Molecular function (GO): oxidoreductase activity; iron ion binding
Source: RefSeq, a predicted model, not a curated record